Molecule: messenger RNA, 1710 nt
Organism: Penicillium odoratum
Lineage: Eukaryota; Fungi; Ascomycota; Eurotiomycetes; Eurotiales; Aspergillaceae
Product: alpha/beta-hydrolase
Exons: 4
Coding region: 1-1710 (569 amino acids)
Source: RefSeq, a predicted model, not a curated record
AUGGCCUCGAGACAGUCUGAUAUCAGUCGGGUGGAAGUGUCUGUGGUACUUCCCACCAAGACCAUUCCCUCUUACGAGCAGCGCGUGAUCGGGGAAUUAGCUGAGAUCGAAGGAAUUGAAGAGUUUCGUGGAAUUCCCUAUGGGAUCGUUCCCGCAAGAUGGCAGCAUGCGGUACUUCGAGACAAGUUACCCGAAGAUAUCUUCCACGCCACGAAGAAUGGUCCUCGCUGCCCUCAACCCCAGGAGCCGAACAACAGUGAUUUCUACCAAUCGCACCUCGACUUCCCCGACGUUACGGAGUCCGAGUUCGACUGUCUGAACCUGUUCAUCACUAGACCAAGUGCAUCCGCCCUAACUGCAGCGGGAAUCUCUACUACGGCAAAGCUCCCCGUUUAUGUCUACAUCCACGGCGGAGCAUACAGUUUCGGCGCAGGAACGGAUCCUAUGUGGAAUCCUGCCCGGCUGGUCAAGAAAUCCAUCGAGUUGGGAACUCCAAUAAUAGUCGCGACAAUCAACUACCGACUCCAUAUGUUCGGUUUCGGCGCGGCUUCGGAAAUUAUUGCUCGUUCACGGGGAUGUAACUUUGGUCUGACGGAUCAACGGACCGCUAUUCGGUGGGUACAUCAGAAUAUAGAUGCCUUUGGCGGUAACGUGGAUCAAGUUACUGUGGGUGGACAAUCUGCUGGCGGGAGCUCUUCGCAUGCGCAUAUUCUUGAAGCGGUUUUCGGGGAUCAGAAACCGCUUGUUCAGCGUGGGAUUAUCCAGUCUGGAGCUGUUGGUGUUCUGGGGCCGAUUUCUAUGCAUGUGGCUAAUGAGCGAUGGAAUGCGUUAUGUGCGCAGCUGAAUGCACCGGAUUCUUCUCGUCUAGAAUACAUGAUGAAUGUGCCAACGGACAAGAUUAUAAAAGCGUGUCAUGACCUAGGGUGGAUGGUUAGUCCUCUUGUGGUGGAUGGCUUUACGAUCUCCGAAAAGGAUGAACGGUGGAGGAUACACCUGGAUGGAACCGAAAACCCCAAUUACGCUCAAUCAGUAGAUUCAGCACCGAUUGCCGUUCUCAUUGGAGAUACGGACCUCGAGGGCACUGUACACGCCGAUUCAGUAUCCAAGAUCAACAGCUUCACUCAACUCCAAGAAAUACUGGAUCAAGUCAAAUCUCGGGAAUUCUUGGAUAAGUUCUAUCGACUAUACAACUUACAACCCGAUACCCCUCUACCCUCCCUCCACGAACAGAUCUUACACUUCCUAUCCGAUCUCCAAUUUGGAUACCCUGUCCAACUUGCUCGCGACGAAUUGAUCAAAUCUACCGCACGCCCUACGGUUGUCCAAUCAUACCGUGCGAACUUCGGAAAUCCUUUCCCAGGACCGAAUUAUCAAAAAGCACAGCACUGCGUCGACUUGAUCUAUAUCUACGACGCCUUCGCGGAGGCACUUCGCGCAGUAGAUGAAGCACUCCCGGUAGAUGCUUUCAAGAACGAAGCUCUGGUAGAGCGUAUGCAAGCGGAUUGGAUCCGGUUUAUCGCGGACCCGGUCACCAGCUCCCAGGAUGGUCUGGCGACAAUCUACAAUGCGGAUAGGACGACCUCCACGGUAGAUAUGGCAGUUGAUCCAGAGUGGGUGGCGAGGAAAGAGAGAUUCAAAGUUCUGACUGAGUAUCCGAUUGCUGCCCAGCAGGCGUUGAAGGCAUUGAGUGGAUUUGGGCAUUCUUUCUAG